This is a messenger RNA of Suillus subaureus, 942 nucleotides long. RefSeq lists its product as uncharacterized. The transcript is spliced from 2 exons. NCBI's taxonomy places the organism in Eukaryota, Fungi, Basidiomycota, Agaricomycetes, Boletales, Suillaceae. The coding region runs from base 1 to 942 and encodes 313 amino acids. The record is from RefSeq and is a predicted model, not a curated record.
AUGCGGGCCGUCAAAAUAUUGACGUGGAGCUCCUCACCUUUCGACUUGACCGCCGCACUGGUCCACCACAUGCAAUUGACCCCUGUUACUAUGCGGUCCAUGCGUUGUGUGUCUGACCUAGACACGUAUGGAGGUCCAGCGAUGCCAUCAGGGAUACAACCCUCUGCGUGGCAUACUCGCCCCAGCAUCCGGAAAUUUGUUAUUUUUCUUUGGGUGACCGUUGCAGCAUGCACUGGAUGGGCCGCACUCGUCAUGUAUUUUGGGGACAAAUUCGUCAAGAUGAAAACAUUGUCUAACAAUCCGCUAACCCCACACACGUGGUCGUUCUUGCCCAACGAUGCGCUAUCCACUUUUAUCUCGUAUGAUAUGCCUGGUGUCAAUGACACUAAGGUGUGGAUUCUGCUCUUUGUCAAUAUAGCAGUUAUCCAGGGGCCAUUGACGCUUGGGCUACAUUGCUCGGAGCUCAUCGCGAAUGUCAUUCGAGACGAGAGACAGUGGAGAUGCGCUACCGGAAGGAAGGGACUUAGAGCCGCGACGAACCCGUUGAAGACGAUUUUCACUCAUCCAAUUUGUCUCGUACUUUUCAUCGCGAAGCCUUUCCUGCGUGAGUUAUUCCUUCAUACAUGGUCUCUGACAGCCAGAUGGGACAGUGGGAAGUACUCAUGUUCCCUGCCCAGGCUCGUACUCACUGCCUAUGUUAAACUGCUACAACAUUCUCACACCCUCGUGCAGAUCUGGAACUUAUGCAUAGCGCUGUUUAUAUUUGCCUGUUUCUUCACUUUCGUCGCACUGCGCCGACCGCGUGGCUCCCAGCCGGCUGCAUAUGGUCACGUCCAGCCAUUCGCUAACCGAGUGGACGAGUGGUCGCCUGUGAUGUGGUGGGGACACAAGAAGGACGGAAUCCUAUAUUGUCAUGCUGGUAGGGUACUUAUCUGUUCAUGA